This is a messenger RNA of Macrosiphum euphorbiae (potato aphid), 288 nucleotides long. The record is from the annotation of a GenBank genome assembly. Lineage: Eukaryota; Metazoa; Arthropoda; Insecta; Hemiptera; Aphididae.
AUGCAAGCUGUAGGUAGGUAUGGGCAUAUUAUAAAGCAACAAUUUAAUAACAAUAACGAUGACUGCGUCGGCGGUGAUGAGGACGAUGAUGAUGAUGUUAUAAUUGCAACAAAAGCGGUCAUGCCCUCUGGGGCCGUCGGCUCGUUAGAAUAUAAUAUACACUCGGCGGCAACUUUCAAUCCGCUAAUUUCCCUUGCGAUUGCGGUGGCGGCCGUUUUUGCCACCUUCACCGCUGAUUGCCGAGCUGCUUGUGCCGAAAGGGUCGACUAUACGCCGACGCCCGGUUGA